AUCAUUUCCUAAAAUAGACAUUUUCGUCACAACAAAAACAUUAUUUGUCAUUCUAGAAAACACGUAUAUUGUCUACUUUCGCGACAAAGAUAAAUAAUGAGAUUUGGUAUGGAUGAUGAGCCUGAUGUAGACAAAAAUGAUCAAAAAAACAUGGAAGAAGUAAACACAGACACACAAGAAGAGGAAGCUGCUGCCAGCUCAACAGGGGAGACAACCAACAAAAGAAAAGAAUUUGCUAUGGUUAUUUUUCACAACAUUCCUGAAACAUACCCAGCAGAUGCUCACAUUGAAUGUGGCUAUACAAUAACAUCUGACCUUACACCAAGUAGAAGUGACUGGAUUGGAUUGUACAAAGUUGGUUGGUUGUCAACGAGAGAUUAUAUUUACUACGACUGGGUCAACAUACCAUCUAAUUAUGAAGCUGGAAAGGAUGCAGAAGGACAUAUACUGUUUCCCUCUCAUAAACUGCCCAAUGAUGAUGGAGAAUUCUACCAGUUCUGUUACGUAACAAGUUCUGGACAGAUCAGAGGAGCCAGUACACCAUUCCAGUUCAGAAGGCCAAGUGCUGAUGAUUUUCUUGAGAUUGAAGAUGAAGAAACUGAAAUGCUGGUUAUUAGAUCAAAGACAGUCGUAAUGGCAGAAAAUAUCAGUAAGCUAGAAUCGGAGAAAACUGCUUUGUUACAGAUGCAGCACGACCUUGAACUGGAAAGAGAUGAACUUGUAAACAAACUGUAUUCACUGGACCAGAACCUUCAGGAAGUGGUGCAGGAAAACAAACAUUUAUCUGACCAAGUUAAUGUUGACAAGCAGACGAUUGUACAACUACAACAGGAAGCUAAGGACCUAAUCAUGGUCAGAGAUGAAGUUCAGCAAAAGGCUGAUACAGUGAAAAGGGACAGAGAAUCAAUACAAGACAAAGUCAACAGAUUAGAUGAUGAGAUAAAUAAGCUGAAAGAACAUGAUAAAAGAUUACAGAAUGAGAAAGAUAAUUUGGAAGGGGAAAAUCUCAAACUGAAACAAGGAAUAGAUAUGUACAAGCAACAUUUUACAAAACAAGAGGGAAUGGAUAAGGAGUCAGCACGUCAGAUUGAAGAUUUAGAAAUAAAACUUGCCAAACAGGAGAGCCUUGUUGAACACCUGAAGUCAAAACUAGACAGUACAAAAGCAGAAUUAGAACAAACCAAGUUGUUGCUACAUCGACAGGAAGAAAUAUCUUCUUCAGAUAAAGAGAACAUUGAUUACUUGUCAGAAAAGAUACAGAACUUAGAAGACAAAUUGGCAGCUGCUGAUAAUGUCAAGGAGCUACUUCAGGAUGAACUCACAACAUUCAGGGAACAUAAUCAGAAAAUGGCUAAUGAUUUACAGGUCUGUAAGGAAGAGAAUCAUUCCCUGAAGCAGAAAUUAAGUCAAGAUCAAGAUACCUUAGGAUCACAAGUAUACAACUUACAAAUUCAGCUUAAAGAAAAAGCAACUGAAAUCGAGGCCAUACAAAUCCAAGUUGAAGAAAAAGAAAAAAAUUUGGCUUAUGUGCAGUUGCAAGUAGAGAAGUUACGAACAGAUAAUGCUGAGCUGGGAAACAAACUAGAAAAGGCUUCAGAAACCUGUAUUGGAGGUUCAAUGCAGUGUCUUGUUCUUGCCCAGUCAACACUAAAAGACAGAUAUUCCAAAAUGGAACAGCACCUCUCACAAUAUCAGAUUGAAUCUACAAAGAAACAGAAGGAAUACAAACAGGAGAUUAAAGACAUGAAACGUGAGAUUGAAGACCUGAAAGAAAGGCUAACAAUGGGAUCAAAUGAGUACAGGAACUUGUACAUUGAAAAUAGAAAACUGACCAAAAAAAUGGAAAAGUUAGAAAAAAGAAAACAACCACAACGCCAGAGUUCUGAGACAGAAGUUGUAACAAUAGAACAUUACCAAACAUCUUCACCAGAUAUAUCUGCUGCUGAAGAUGUAAUAGAGACCCAGCUUCAAAGUGACCUAGAUGAAGUUGGCAAAGAACUAGAUCACAGACAGGAGAAAAAAUUAAAAUACAAGAUUAGUUUAAUUGAGGAAAGAAAGAAAGUAGAAAAGCUGAAGAAAGAAUUGAAAGAGAAAGAUGAUGAAAUAGAAAUGUUGAAAAAAUCUUUGAUUGAAAUUCAAAAUGAAAAAGAUGUUAAAGUUAGGUCUCUGGAGAACUACAUGUCAGACAAAGACAAGACAAUAGAAGAACUCAACAGAAAGAUAAGAGAUUCAAUUAAUAUACAUGAUGGACCAUGCAAGAUUCAUUCCUUGGAAGGUAGUGGUGCUGCUUCUUCCCUUGAGAAACCUAAAACAUCCACUGAAGGAAAUAGCUACCCAUACAUGGUAUAUCCUUACCAUGGACAGACCCAGCCUAUGGUGUAUCCUCAGCAGACUCGGGCCUCACCAUUAGUUUACCCAGCACAACAAAGACCAAGCAUGUGUCCAUCACAGGGUCCAAUCAUGUAUCCACAUCCACAGAAUUUCAUUCUUCCUCCACAAUACAAAAGACGUGCUGAAGAGGGACAAAGUGCAGCUGCUUCCCCUCCAGUUCCCCCUCCCCGUACAGACUUAAAGAAGACACCAGUUCAAGAUGAUGUUAAUCCUGAAGUUCAGGCGUUAGACCCUCCUCUUCGGCCUCUCCCACCACCAAUGAUACCAGAGAGACUACAGACAUCUAAGGCAGCAGAGGUGAUAAAUUUGAUAUGCGGAGCAGAAGGAGGAAACAGUACUCCAUCAGCACCACCCAUGCAGGAUAUGAAAGAAGAAAGGUUUGUUGAUGCUCCAGGUGAAGGGAUGAAGAUUUGUCCCGUGUGUUCCAGUACUUUUUCGGCUGAUGUCAGUGACACCAAUUUCGAGGAGCAUGUUAUUGGUCAUGUAGGUAGAAUAUGUCCGUUGUGUUACAAUAUUGUGGAAAAUUGUACUGACGAAGAAUUCCAACGACAUGUUAACCAACAUCUGGAUCAGAAAAGCACUUGUAAUCCUCCUGAGGGGCCAAUAGAAUUUGACUAAGUUUUUGAAGAUUAAUUUGAAUAAGUUUCGAAGAUAUCUGAUUAUGUUUUGGUGUUCAUGUAAAAACAUGAACAUGUUGGAUUUUAUUUGAACUAUAAGCUUGUACACAUGGGACCUUAUUUAAAAGAAAAUCUUGUACACAUAAAUUACAAUGAAUAUUUUGUUUGUUGUCGUGGUUAUUUAUAUGAUUUUUAGUAUUGACAGUAUUGACAACUCUGGUAAUGGUACAGAAAUACAGAAAAGUUAAUUCAUUUUCUUUUUGAUCAGUGUAAUGUAAAAAAUAUGUGCUUUCUUGUAAACUAAUGCUUGUUAUACUACUUUUGAAGUUAUUCCUUAACCCUAGUAAAACAUUUUGUUUUGUUUAUGUCUAUCAGCGUGGCCAUGAAGUUACCUAUAGUUGCCUCCAUCCACCUCAUUUGGUGGAUACUUCUCUCGUUGGCAAUCAUACCACAUCUUCUUAUUUUAUAUCAGGGGUAUAUUUCAGAGUUAAAAUAUUUAAUCUUUUCUUCAAUUUAAUUAAAGAUUUAAAAGUCCCCAGUAACAUAAGUAUGAUUUGUAUACAAAACCAAACUUUUUUCAAUACACCAUAUAUAUAAUAAUAUAUUAUAUAUAUAUAUAUAUUAGUCUAAAAAGGACCAAAUUGUACGAUUUAAAGGGCAAUCUGAUAAGACAUAUUUUUAUAGUAUUUGAAUGUCACAUAAAUUACAAAUCACACUUACAUUAGUUAUUACAUUUUAUUUGUGUUAUGCUGUUAACAUUUUGUUAUGAUUAUUUGAAGCGUUUUUUUUAAACAUCUUUGCAUUCUCAUUAUAGAACAGUGAGGGUUUUGGACACAUUUUUUUGUAUGCAUUAUUUAAAAUGAUUUUGUUAUAGAUUUAUAUUUGGAAAAUGUAGGAGUUUUAGAUAUGUCAAAGUUUAUUAUGCAUUAGCAAUAAAAUCAAUGGUUAUUUUUUUUUUUGAGUGAUUACAGAAUAUUUGCAUAGCAGGGUUCAAGGGCGGAUACAAGUAAUGCUCAUCCCCACAAUCUUCAGUCAAAUGCUACUGCACAGCAACGAAUAGAUAACCUUAUAGAAAUUAACAAAUUGUUUAGAAAUAUAUUUUUUUUCCCGUAUAUAUACAAUUACAAAAAUUAUAAUCUCCUUACAUGUAAAUAAUAAAUUUAAUGUCGUCUGCUUUACUUAAUUUUAUGUGUAGAUGUACAACAUAGAAAUUUUUUCGAAUAAUACGAAAUUAUUUUUCUUUUUUUUCUAUAUUCAGAAUAUAUUUGGGAAGGCAAUUUUUUUUAGAAAUUUAUAUUUGAUACAACUUUACAGUGAUUGAGAGCACAGUAAGACAUGUAUGGCUGCUAAAUUGACAUAUUUAUAGAAAGUCACAACAAUGGCAGAUGGCUGUACAGAGACCUGAAGUUGUUUUCAUCCUUGUUUUUUAUCCUGUUUUUGAUAUUCAACAUGUAUAAAAUAAUCACAUGUUUAAUCCAAACAAAUUCUUCAGUCUUUUUUAUUGUUUGAAUAAGCUUUUCCUUUAAAUAGGUUUAUAGUAUCAUCACAUUAAUGUUGAUCGAAUACGUAAUCUAAUAUGUGUACCCAAGCUAAUCAUAUUUUAGUGUGUGUUGGAGCAUUGUGAUAAGUUUUGAAUUACCCGGUAUUAUUUUAAGAUGGAAACAGUUGAUUUAACUUUUUCUAAUUUAUAUUUGAUACUAAUCAAGUAUAUAUAUAUACUCAUGCUAUAGAGCUUUCCCCUUCUUUUCUUACAAUUUAAUGUCUCACUGUUUAAAUCUAAUUUUCAAUAUUAACCUUUGUUAUUUCUAAAUGAAUAGUCAUGAUUCAAAAUAUGAAUACAUCAAAAUAUAUGUGUAGAUUAUUAAUUUCAUGAUUUCAUCUCUCAAACAUUUAAAUGGGCUCAUUUUUGUCUCCAUGGCAACCAUUAUUACUGCAGCGAGACUUGGGUGUUGGGUUUGCUGGUGUUGCUCUGUUUAAGUUUGUGAUAAGGUUAUUCAGACAAGACAUAUCUGUGUCAUUUAUUUAAGGAAAGGGUUGAUUUAUCUACUAUAUACUGUGCCUCCAUAAAUAUGUUAGAUUUAAAAAAAAACUAUCGAAGUUUUCAUUGGAAGGUGAAGUAGAUGAAAAUUGCCAUCACAUGUUUCCAUGUUAAGAAAGACAUUUUAUUUUUGUAUAUACAUGUAUUUUCUUAGUUUUGUUUUUUCCCAUAUUACUUCUUUUUACAAGUUAAUAAUAUUAUUUGAUUUUUUUCCUAUUUUAAGUUGUGAUAAUUAGUUUUGAUUUUAUGUUUAUGUUUUUGUCCAGUUUACAGUUUAUUUUGAUUGUUUAUCUAUAUUUGUGAUAUUUUUUUCAUCAACUGAUAUGUGAAGUAAAAGUAAUGGUCUUUUAAGUAGCAAUCUGCACCAAAAUUUGUGCUAUUAGUCAGAAAACCAAUAUUUGGAAGUUGUUCUUAUUUGUCUAAACAAAGUUUUGCAAAUACUUAUACUAGUCUGGGGCAUCGGUCUAGCAGCUCACAGUGCAGAUUGAAAUAGUUAAUCUAUUGCAAUAUUCAUGGAUAAGUUUUUAUCAGAAAAAACAAAAAGAUCACACAAAUGUUAUAUAGCGUUGAAUAAUAGACAAAGAAAAACAGUCACGCCCAGUAAUUUCCUGUGUCCAUACAAUUUUUUUGAUUCUCAUUAAAUGGACAGAGUAAAAAGUACAGCCAAAUGACCAGCCAUCAUGGUGUUGUAAAGGUUAUAAAAUACUCCUUUCAUUGUAUUAGUCAACCAAAUUAAGGUUACAAAAAUUGAGCAAAUUUCUUUUGUAUUUGUUUUGUGUAAAACCGGUAGGAUGUAUGCUUGAUUAUACCAGAUAGUAUAUAUAAACAAAUACAGCUCAGAAUAGACUGCAAACAUUGAUGCUUUUAUUACUUUAGAAAUUUUUGUAAAUGCCAAGCUAGAAAAAAGUUUUUUCUUUCUGUAUUGUUUAUUGCAAAAUGAAAACUUCACAUGAGUUUAAUAUACCUUUGCAACAAUACUUUACUUGUAUGGCAAAGUGAACACUUCACAGCAGUCAAAUUUAUCAUGUAAAUAGUGCUUUUAAUCUUUGUUAUCUGUUUUUGUUGUUGUACCAUAUCUAAAUAUGACUUUUCUGUGAUGGAAUACACUAAUAAAUAAUAUAGAGGA
This is a messenger RNA of Mytilus californianus (California mussel), 6172 nucleotides long. RefSeq names its product tax1-binding protein 1 homolog B-like. NCBI's taxonomy places the organism in Eukaryota, Metazoa, Mollusca, Bivalvia, Mytilida, Mytilidae. The transcript has 18 exons. Bases 97 to 3009 code for a protein of 970 amino acids. The record is from RefSeq and is a predicted model, not a curated record.